GUUGGUGCGUGUUCGGAUUCGGGUUGGAAGAGACUCUGCCCCGUCCCGGUGCCUGCUGCUUUUGCUGCUGGCUGCUGCUGGUGGGCAAAGGAAACGGAGGUGUUACUGGAACUAGUUUAGAUGUGUUUACUCCGUGAUCAGCGGUAGUUGUCAUCAUUGCGUUUGACGUCGCGUGUGCAUUAGAAGGCGUUCCGGCCCGGCCCGGCCCGUCCCAAUAAGUUGGCCAAAAGCGAACCAGUGAAGGAAAACGCGCUAAGAAUUGACAUUUCGGCUGCUUCGACAUCCACAUUGCGGCCGGCGUCGCUGUCGCCGACGCUGUUGCUGCUGCUGCUGUUGUGUGGCAGCAUAGUUGUUAACCAAACCCCAGAGACGGCUGUUGGCUCAGAAGCGAUCGGACCUUACUACCCAGCAGACGGUCCUGCCUGUCUAACGCACGAGAACAAGAACUUCGUUUCGUCUUCGCCGUCGUAGUCGUGGUCAGGUGAAUGCCAUCGGGGCAACGUGCCUCGCAUUCGAAAAGAUAUUCCGAGUCGCGAUUCGUUGUGGCGGCUCCAUAUACUAUUUAGCAGACAACUUAUAUAUGGUAUCCCCAGUUCAAAACGAAAACAAAUUGGGAAGAUAACAGCAGCAGCACCAGCUCCAGCUCCAGCCAAAACAACAGCAAAAAUGUUUGCAUUUAUACGGAUUUUAUUACUUUGUGUGCAUUUGCUGCAUUUUAAAAUAAUCUCGGGAGUGGAUCUGGAUCUGCCAGAGGUAUUUGGCGGGGAAGGAGCAGCAGGAGGGCCUGUGUGGCAAAAUGGUGAAAUCAAGGCGGCGCCCGGGGCAGGAUCUGCCGUAGUCAAUGCCACAGAGGAGCAGAGCCUUGGUGUGUCCGUGGAAGAUCCCUCGUCAGCGAGCCUGCACCGGAGACACCGUCAGCUCUUCUUCGACCCGAAUCUCUUUCUGCUCCAGGCCGGCAUGGGUGGUGGAUGGGAGGGAUCCAAGUGUCUCACGGCCCACGGUCAGCCCGGGGCUUGUGUCCGCAUCAACAACUGUCGCCAGUAUUACCGAGUGGCCCGCCAGCUGACCUUCAUCGCUCUGCGGCAGUGGCCACAAAACCCUGCCCUCGGCUUGGGCGGAAAUCUCUGCAACUUUUUCGACCAGCUGGGACGCAUCAACAACGGCAUCUGCUGCACGGACAUGGAUGCCAACACUUUCGGAGUGUUUCCGCUGCUGCCGACUCCAACGACGACAGAGAGACCUUCGCCGGUUGCCGAUGAGGGAGAUAAAGUGGAUGAGCCCGAGGAGGAGCAGGAGCCAGUCAACGUUGACACUGUGGAUCAGCCGGCGGACGCACCACAUCCAGAGGAUCAUCCCAUCGAUAAUGGGAACAGUGUGGAGGACACGCCAGACUUUCAGGAUGUGAACACAAUCGAGGCCAAUGCCCCAGGACCGGAACCCGAACAGGGUGCGGAACCAGAGCAAGAGGCGAUACCUGUGCCCGCCACACCUGUCUACCCAUACCAGUGGCCAUUCGGCUCAUUUGCAGGAGGUCCAGUGGCUCAGUGGCCCCCACCGCUGCCCACACAUCCUCCUACAACGGGCGGCUGGCCGCCACCGCUUCCCACCCAUCCGCCCAACCACCACUAUCCGACGCACCCCUCUACGGCCGGAGUGCCCCGACCCACUGCUGUGCCCAGCACCAAGCGGACUACCCCAAGACCUGCCGCCAGACCCACAACCACCAAGCGUCCCACCUAUCCAAGCUAUCCGGUGACCUCGGCACCUGCGCCGACGACCACGCGACGUCCAGUGAGUGGAUCCAGUCCGGAGGGCUUGCCACUGCAGUGUGGCAACAAGAAUCCGGUGUCGCCGGAUCAGGAGCGCAUUGUGGGCGGGAUUAACGCCAGUCCGCACGAGUUCCCCUGGAUAGCGGUGCUCUUCAAGUCGGGCAAGCAGUUCUGUGGCGGCAGUCUGAUAACCAACACUCACAUCCUGACAGCAGCACAUUGUGUGGCACGCAUGACAUCGUGGGAUGUGGCGGCCUUGACGGCCCACCUGGGUGACUACAAUAUCCGGACGGACUUUGAGGUGCAGCAUGUGGCGCGCAGAAUCAAACGACUGGUGCGGCACAAAGGCUUCGAGUUCAGUACGCUGCACAACGACGUUGCCAUUCUGACUCUCAGUGAGCCUGUUCCCUUCACGCACGAGAUCCAGCCGAUUUGCUUGCCCACGUCGCCGUCGCAGCAGUCGCGCUCGUACAGCGGCCAGGUUGCAACGGUAGCCGGCUGGGGCAGUCUGCGGGAGAACGGACCACAACCAUCUAUUCUGCAGAAGGUGGACAUACCCAUUUGGGCGAAUGCGGAGUGUGCUCGCAAGUACGGACGUGCAGCGCCCGGUGGCAUAAUCGAUUCGAUGAUAUGUGCUGGCCAAGCCGCAAAGGACUCCUGCAGCGGCGACUCUGGUGGUCCAAUGAUCAUCAACGAUGGCGGACGCUACACUCAGGUGGGCAUCGUUUCGUGGGGCAUUGGCUGUGGCAAGGGUCAAUAUCCGGGCGUCUAUACGCGUGUCACGUCGCUGCUGCCCUGGAUCUACAAGAAUAUCAAAUAAAUAUAGUAUUUUGAUUAGUCUAAGACGUGAUAUGCAGACAUGCAGAGCGAAUAAUGUAAUAAAUCGACAAAACUUUAAACGAA
Molecule: messenger RNA, 2672 nt
Organism: Drosophila obscura
Lineage: Eukaryota; Metazoa; Arthropoda; Insecta; Diptera; Drosophilidae
Product: transmembrane protease serine 9
Exons: 5
Coding region: 667-2589 (640 amino acids)
Biological process (GO): proteolysis
Molecular function (GO): serine-type endopeptidase activity
Source: RefSeq, a predicted model, not a curated record